Molecule: messenger RNA, 564 nt
Organism: Salpingoeca rosetta
Lineage: Eukaryota; Choanoflagellata; Craspedida; Salpingoecidae
Exons: 1
Coding region: 1-564 (187 amino acids)
Source: RefSeq, a predicted model, not a curated record
AUGCAGAUUGUGUUGCAGGAGUGCCUCUACGUGCCCGAGGGCCAGGCCAACCUCAUCGCCCUCGGUCGUCUGACCAGGGACAGCAGCGGCAGGCCAACGGGCCACUCGCAGCGUGAUGGCGCUGAUGGACACUACGUGCGCUUCAGCCACGGAGCCGAGGUCAAGCUGAAGGAGCGCAACAGCCUCCGAUGCUGGCCCAUUGUUGCUGUUGGUCCACCCACAGCACACGGACUCACCAACGAUGCCUGCAAGCAACCACAGCAACACGCAGCAGCUCCUGCAGCCCAGAGCAAGGCACACACACCAUCGAUGCAUGAUGUGCUUGGCCACCGCAACGACAACGACGUGCAGCAGUACUGCAAGCUGAUGGGCAUCGACGAUCGCAACGCCAUCAGCAGCAAGCAGUGUACAACGUGCGCAGUCACCAAGAGCACUCGUCACAGCGUCAGCAAGCACGCGGAGCGCACACAGGUUGCCCGGCGAGCGCAUUCACGCCGACAUCGUCGACUGGACCGCGGACUCGCCCCACGAAACAAGCGCUACAGCCUUCGUCAUCGUCGAUGA